CUUUUGUUUUUGUUUUUGUUUUUGUUUUUGUUUAUUUAUUUAUGAAACACAGGUGUGUUUUGUCAACCAAGUUUUUAAUAUUUGCUUGGUUUUGUCUAGUGAUGGUAGGGAGAAGGGACUAUUUUUCUCAUCUAUAAUAGCAGGUUAGCACUUUCUGACGCUGUUGCUCUUUCUCCAAACCUAAAUAGAAGAUAUAUGAUAUAUUCAUGGUGAUGGUGUUGUUUUCACUAUCAUCCACCCGUGGUGUCACUUCUUUCUUUUUGUUUAGUUCCUCUAAUCGUUCCAUGCUGAACAAGGAUGUCAAAGAAGUAAGUUUAAGAGCAUUUGACAAAAAGAACUUGGAUACAAAGUCCCUAGAAAGCCUUGUAAAAGGAAAGGAACUUUCUUGGGAGCUAUAUAACCACACAAUAUGUGAUUGUUGCAAAGUGGGAGAUAUUGACAGGGCUAUGACUCUUCUUGCUCGGAUGGAGUCUUCGGGGCUUCAUCCCAACUUGAUAUCCUACACACAUUUGAUUGAAGCUCUUGGAAGCAUAGGAAGGACUUUGGAAGCUGAAGCAGUUUUCCAAGAAAUGAUAUGUUCUGGGUUUAAGCCUAGAGUGAACUUGUACAAUGUUUUGCUUAGAGUUUUCUUAAAGAAAGGGCUCCUAGGAGGUGCAGUUAAGGUAUUAGAUGUAAUGGAUGAUUUGGGUAUUUGUAGGAAUCAAGAAACAUAUGAGGUUCUUCUGGAUUACUAUGUGAAUGCUGGGCGUUUGGAAGAUACUUGGGGAAUAAUCAACGAAAUGAGGCGCAAGAGGUUUCAACUGAACUCAUUUGUGUAUAGUAAGGUUAUUGGUCUUUACAGGGAUAAUGGGAUGUGGAAGAAAGCAAUGGGUGUUGUAGAAGAGAUUAGGGAGAUGGGGAUGUCACUAGACAAGCAGAUUUAUAACAGCAUUAUAGAUACGUUUGGGAAAUAUGGUGAUUUGGAUGAAGCCUUGGAAGUGUUUGAGAAAAUGCAACAAGAAGGUAUAAGGCCUGAUAUAACAACAUGGAAUUCUUUGAUCAGGUGGCAUUGUAAGGUUGGGAAUUUAUCUAAGGCCCUUGAGUUGUUCACCCAAAUGCUAGAACAAGGGUUAUAUCCUGAUCCAAAGAUCUUCAUUACCAUUAUUAGCCGUUUGGGAGAGCAGGGAAAGUGGGAUGUGAUAAAGAAGAAUUUUGAGACUAUGAAAUACAGAGGAUAUAAAAAAAGUGGCGCCAUUUAUGCAGUUUUGGUUGAUAUUUAUGGGCAAUAUGGGAGAUUUGCUGAUGCUGAGGAGUGCAUAUCUGCUCUAAAGUCAGAAGGUGUUCAACUUUCAGCUAGCAUUUUUUGUGUCUUAGCAAAUGCUUAUGCUCAGCAGGGAUUAUGCGAGCAGACACUUAAGGUACUUCAGCUCAUGGAAACAGAGGGGAUUGAGCCAAAUAUUAUAAUGCUGAAUGUGUUGAUCAAUGCAUUUGGUAUUGCUGGGAGACAUAUGGAGGCAUUAUCAAUUUAUGAUCAGAUGAAAGAAAGUGGUAUUAGUCCUGAUGUGGUUACCUAUAGUACGCUUAUGAAGGCAUAUAUUAGGGCAAGGAAAUUUGAUAAGGUCCCUGAAAUAUACAAGCAAAUGGAAUAUGCUGGAUGUACUCCAGAUAGGAAGGCAAGAGAGAUGUUACAAGCUGCAUUAAUGAUCCUUGAACAGAGACCAUAUAAGUACUAGAUUGGCCUGCAGUCUUGUGCGGUCAGUGUGCUCAUGUUUGGUAGGUGUGGAAAUUAUCAUGUUCCAGAUGACACGUGAUACACCUUUAAAUCACAGUCCUUUUGCAACAUGGAAUGAAUGUUUGCUUGAGCUGAGACUGAGUGGGGAGUUUGACAAAUGGACUUAAGAGCAUUCAAAUGUUACUUACUAGUGGAAAUAACAGGUGAUGGAUGCUCCAGGCAUCAGGAAUUAUUUAGGCAGAGGAUCUUCUGACAAACUGUUCCCAUCUCUGGUGUAUCAUUUUUUAUUUGACUGACAACAUACUGAGGUUUCCACGACUGGCUCUCAACCAUCCAUAUAUUGCCUAUACAUUUUUUUAGCUGGAAACUUGGGGGCUUAAGUCAAUCCUUCCCUUCUCUUGGCCCUGGAGAAUUAAUACAAGCAAGUCCUUAUACUGCAAGAAGCAAUGGUCACCCAUGUUUGUCUGUCACAGAUGCGGGCCUUUAUUAUGCAUUGGUUACUUCAACUGGAUUUUUCAGCUCCAAAAAAAUAUCAAAAAAAAAAAAAAAAAAAGAGAGAGAGGAAAUGAGAUUGUCCAAGAGCUGAACAUUGAAGAUUCUUAGAUUGCUGCAGAUUGAUGGAUGUGGUGGCAAAAGUCUUUUCUCUUACAUUUGGAGUGGCAACCAAGGGGAGGGAAGAUGUAUAUAUUGGAUUGGGCUGACAUAUAUAAUGGGUGAUGUUAGGUUGGGGUCUGUUAAGCCAACAGGUCACUUAUCUUUUUGAGAAAUGAAGAGUACCGGUUAUUUACCAAAAAAAGAAGAGUGUGAGUUACUAUGUUAUCUUGAGAGUAAUCACUCUCUACUUUGAUGACUGAAUUUUUGUUGGCUUGCCUUGCUUUAGAGGUAGAAGCAGUAGAUGAAGCAUUUCUUUUUUAUGGAGUAGGAAAUUUUUUGGUGGGUAAAGAUCAGAUUAAGGAGGUGUGGAAUAGACUAGCAUGUGCUUAGGCAAAUCUACACUACCUAGUUUUGGUAUGUGAACAUUAAAGGCUUUUGGAAUGACUGCAUGAACUUUUGAUGUAGUGUUGGCCCUAGGCAUGCGUUGGUGGUUGGAGAUGGAAAUACAACUGAUUUGAUAGGAGUAAAGAUUAUUUUCUUAGAGAGAUCCUGCGGAUUAAUUUAAUAAUAAUGCUAUGUGCUGUCGACUGGUGGUCUUUCUAUGAAGCAGCAGAUUGAACAAAAACAGCAUGGCUCAGGAGCUUUCAGAUGAGAUCAAUCCACCUUCUCUAAAAAAAAAAAAAAAAAAAAAAAAGAAGAUAAAAAAGGAAAGAGAGAGAUCGAUCCGCUACUCUUCUGACUGCCCUACAGCGAAUGGAGCAAAGUUAGCAGCAUUUCAAUCUCCUAGACCAAUUGCCAUGCCAUAUAUUUAACAUUAUUGUUAAUUUAGGCUAUAUUUUUGAGGAACCCAACUAAAUCAUUUGAAUGUCAAGAGUUGUAGAUAUCAUCCCUUAUUAUGCUGUCCUAUCAGUCAAGUUAGAAUAUACUUUUGUUUUGGCCUUUUGGGUGAGUUUAAAUGAUUUGAUACUUCCAGGUUACUUACCCAUUUAACUUCCAAAAUACAUGUAAAUGUGCCUGAACUCUCUUACUCCAUACAAAUUGUUUUCACUCAAUCUAAUUGUGAUAUGAUAUUCUGUUA
Molecule: messenger RNA, 3383 nt
Organism: Quercus robur (English oak)
Lineage: Eukaryota; Viridiplantae; Streptophyta; Magnoliopsida; Fagales; Fagaceae
Product: pentatricopeptide repeat-containing protein At5g42310, chloroplastic-like
Exons: 6
Coding region: 207-1712 (501 amino acids)
Molecular function (GO): protein binding
Source: RefSeq, a predicted model, not a curated record